This is a messenger RNA of Aspergillus melleus, 1023 nucleotides long. RefSeq lists its product as uncharacterized. The coding region runs from base 1 to 1023 and encodes 340 amino acids. The record is from RefSeq and is a predicted model, not a curated record. The transcript has 2 exons. Lineage: Eukaryota; Fungi; Ascomycota; Eurotiomycetes; Eurotiales; Aspergillaceae.
AUGCCACUCCACGCUAUCAUAAAUGAGUUGGCGAAAGACCUCCAGGUACUUUACAAGUACCAAAAAUUUAAAACCAAAAACGAGGCAACGCGCAACGCGUUCGAACACUUACCAGAUCUUGCGAGGGUGAGGGUGGCCCUUGUAGGGCAUGACGCCCUUACGGGGUCGAGGAUAUCGAGUGAGGAACCUCAAACCAUCGAUAUCCUCGUCGAAAUUGAGGGAUCAACACGACCCCUCGAAGAGGCUAUGCAUCGAAUUCGCUCUAAAUAUGCUACAUAUGCACCGGGACACUCCAAACUCUCGCACGGCGGCAGAAGGACGCGGAUUCGUUUUGUGCCGUACAAAUCGGUCCUGCCACCGGACCAGAAUGGUAACGUCGACUUCCCCGCGAAAGGAGACUAUAUACCAAACCUCCAAGGCACAAUCCCUCAAGCCUCAGUUCCAAGAAGAACCUCAACAAGCAUCCAUCGUGAAUAUCAAGAGACGGGAGAGGCAGAAGUUCGCCAGGAAUUUUCGCAGGCUCGGUACCUGGCAGUGGCCACCCCGAAAUCAUCCCUGGCUUCCUCUAUAUCACACGCGCUUACUAUCGCUCCGCUUGCAGAUCCCUCCGUUACCACCACUCCUAUUCACGUCCUAUCUAAUCUCUCUAAGUCCCCGGCCUUUGCCGGUGGCCCCAGUCGUGGCUCCUACCGUGGCUCCUACCGUGGCUCCUACCGUGGCUCCUACCGUGGCUCCUACCGUGGCUCCUACCGUGGCUCCUACCGUGGCUCCUACCGUGGCUCCUACCGUGGCUCCGCCUGUGCAUCUAGCCGUGCGCCUUCUUCCGACUCAGGUCGCACCUCUACACGGACCUCUGCGCCUGCCCUCUCUCCCCCCUUCUACAGAGACAUACUUGUUGCCGCCUUUGUAUUCUCUACUUGUUUAUUUGUAGGGUUUCUACUCAGUCUAAGGAAGAACGGGAAAGGUGUUGAAGACUUGGUGAGCAACCGCGGUGACGUGAUUAUAAAUAUCUCAACUGGGUAG